CCAACUCCAGGGCGCUUUGAGGGACUCCAUAGCCCGAACAUGGGGUUCAAUUUUGUCACCGUUUGCGUAAAGUGACUCUGAAGCGAAAACGCGAUGGAAAAGCGCUGCUGAAAACAGGAUAAAGUGUCGGUUUCUGUGAAGAAUCCAGUCAUCUCCAUCCGAGCGCGUCUGUGCCAGAAAGUCGAGAGAAAAGGAGAGGAGAAGGGAGGCUUUACUGGAAACUCAGACUCUCGCAGUCCUUGGACACUCUGAGCUCUUCCAAGGACUCUGGGAUUCAAGUCAAAAAGUUUCAUGCUGAAUGUUCCUGCAUUAACCUGAGGUCCAGGGUGUACGGGGAGUGCUAGGUCUCGGAGCUCCAAUGCCAGUGGACAUGCAGCCACACCAGGGGCUGUAUCACUACGAGACCUCACCCAGCCAGCCGUCCAGAGGCCUAGUCCCAUCAGACCAGUCUCCCUACAGUGAUGUGUCCUCGCUGCGUGCCCCGCUCCUCAACGGCCCUCCCCAAGACUGCCGCGCUAUGUAUAAUCCCAUGACUCCCAGUAUGACUCACGGAUCAGGCCCAGGACAGGGGAUUGGCCACUGCAUGGAUCAAUACAUGAGGCCCCCUCAGGCCCCACCGCCACACAGUAUGAUGGGCCACCGGGGCAUGCCGCCCACAGAGGGUGGCAACAGCACCCCCUACUGUAACCAGAACAACAUGAUGUCCUCUCAUCACAACUUCUGCCAGAUUCAGCCUGGCUCUGAUCAAAUCGGCUCAGGUGACAGCUCGAGGUUCUCCACACCUCGUUCAAUGCUGAAGCUGAGUAAAAAGAGAGCUCUGUCCAUCUCUCCUCUGUCUGAUGCCAGUGUAGACCUGCAGACAGUGAUCAGGACAUCACCCAACUCCCUGGUGGCCUUUGUCAACUCUCGCUGUAACCCUAAUGGGGCCAGCUCUUAUGGCCAUCUUUCUGUGAGCGCCAUGAGUCCAUCCCUCGGCUAUUCCAGCAAUAUAAACUGCCAAUCCAGGCAACAGAGUUCCAUGUAUGGAGGAGGUGGGGGGACGCCUAUGGGUGGGCACACACCAGGCCCCUGCCAAGCUUCCCGCUUACCCCCCCACAAUCCUCGGCUCCACGCUCCACCCAAGCAUGGACACCUGAAGACUGAGCCGGGGCUGGGAGGUGUAAUGGAUGGCAUAAAUGUGAAGAGCUUGGAGGAGAGGUCAGAGGGCGAUGUGGCCAGUCCGUCUUCCACAGGCACUCAGGACCCUCUCCUGGGUCUACUGGAUGGCAGAGAUGACUUGGACAAGGAGGACGGGAAGCCUGAACCAGAGGCCAUCUAUGAAACCAACUGCCACUGGGAGAGCUGUAACAAGGAGUUUGACACACAAGACCAGCUCGUUCAUCACAUCAACAAUGAGCACAUCCAUGGAGAGAAGAAGGAGUUUGUGUGUCACUGGCAGGAGUGCUCUCGAGAACAGCGGCCUUUCAAAGCCCAGUACAUGCUGGUGGUUCAUAUGCGCAGACACACAGGAGAGAAGCCACAUAAGUGCACUUUUGAAGGCUGUAAUAAGGCCUACUCUCGCCUGGAGAAUUUGAAGACCCACCUGCGCUCUCACACUGGAGAGAAACCUUAUGUGUGUGAACAUGAAGGCUGCAACAAGGCAUUCUCCAAUGCUUCAGACCGGGCCAAGCACCAGAACAGAACUCACUCUAAUGAGAAACCUUAUGUAUGUAAGAUUCCCGGCUGCACUAAGCGGUACACAGAUCCAAGCUCUUUGCGUAAACAUGUAAAGACGGUGCACGGCCCUGAAGCCCACAUCACCAAGAAGCAUCGUGGAGACACAGGACCUCGACCCCCUGGUACAGCUAUGACCCCGGGAGGCCAGAGCUCUGAACUGCUGCUGGAGAAAGAAGAGACACGCAGGGAGGACUGCAAACUAUUGGCUCCUGAGACUGCUCUGAAAUCCCAGCCGAGCCCGGGUGGUCAGUCCUCCUGCAGUAGUGAACGUUCUCCACUGGGGAGCGCCAACAACAAUGACAGUGGAGUGGAGAUGAACCUAAAUGCAGCUGGCAGCCUGGAGGAUCUCACAGCACUGGAGGAUGGAGUUGCAGGUGGAGGAGGGGAGCCAGGAAGUGUGGGAACAAUGGGAAUGUCAGCACAGGCUCUGAAGAGGCUGGAGAACCUGAAGAUUGACAAGCUGAAGCAAAUCCGCAGGCCGACCCCUCCUGGUCGCUGUGCCAGUAACAAGCUACCUGCACUUCCUGGUCCAGGGGAGAGCAUGGGAAUGUGUGCACCUUCUCCACUCCUCUCAAAUCGACGAGUCAUGGAACUGUCCAAUCACGAGUUAGGAGGUGGCAACUCGAUUGGCUGCUCCUCUAAUGACAGAAGAGGAAGCGGCACCAGCAGCCUAAGCUCUGCAUAUACUGUCAGCCGUCGGUCCUCCAUGGUGUCUCCUUAUCUGUCCAGCCGUCGCUCCAGUGAGGUCUCACAAAUGGGAGGAACAGGUGGCGGUGGAUGUCACCUCAUUGGCCCAGAGCAGAGUGGAGGAGACCCCUUAUCUCCUGAGACCAAUCGCAGAGGAGCUCCAUGUCCUGGAGGAGGAGGAUUGCCAGGUCUUCCUAAUUUAACACCUGCCCAGCAAUACAGCCUGAAGGCUAAAUAUGCUGCAGCAACUGGUGGACCGCCACCUACUCCUUUACCCAAUAUGGAGCAGCCAGGCACCCCAGGCAGAAGAGGAGGUGUUUUGAGUGAGUACCGGGGGCAGCCUCUGCCUCCCUUCCUUCAACAAGGUGGUCCACGUAGGCACAGUGCCAACACAGAGUAUGGCACUGGUGUUGUCUACCCUCACCAGGCUCCAGGUAACAACAGUAGGCGAGCCAGUGACCCGGUUCGAUCAGUAGCUGACCCACAAGCUCUCCCCAAGCGCUUCAACAGCCUUAAUAAUGUAGCCAUGAUGGGCCGAAGGAAUGCGCUGCAGCACCGUGGCUCUGACACCAGUCUUUCCCGCCACCUGUACUCCCCUCGGCCACCUAGCAUUACGGAGAAUGUAAUGAUGGAAGCUAUGGGUAUAGAGCCCCACCUUGCUCCUGUGGAUGCUAGGGAUCGUUCCAUGAUGAUGCCCCCAGGAGAGAGAAACUUCAUUGGAUACCAGCAACAGCAUCAAACUCUUGGAGUAGCUGGAGGUUCUCUUGGAAACCAACUGUCUCCAAGCCAUGAUUCUCUGAGCUGCCCAGACCAGGGUUACAUGCAAGGACACUACCAGAACCAAGGAGGGGAAGUCACCUCCAGGGCUGGUGGAAAUCCAAUGGGCCAAGCAAGGCCUAUUCACUCAGAGGGUAUGUCUAAUACACUUCUCCAACAGGCCGAAUACAGUAUGAGCACCUGCCAGCUAAGUCCCUCAGGCCCCCAUUACCCCAGCAUAGGCCAGAGUGGUGAUGCUGGAGGCGCCUGGAGUGAUUCCCACAGCCAAAUCCAAACUUCCAACCAUGCUCUCCAGAACCAGCGAGGAAUGCAGUAUUCAGACCCUAGCCUGCAGCCUCAACAGACACAUGCUCACUUCAGCAAUCAGACAGGCCUCUACAACAGUCCUGAUGGAACCCACAAACUCAAUAUUAAGCCUGAGCAGCAGUUCCACCCUGGGAUGGGAGGUGGGAAUGCCUGUCAAAGUGCUAAGCUCCAACAGCAGCGUAUGCUCGUCCAGCAGACUCAGGGUUACCCACAACAGACAGGCCAGGUCCUGAUGAGAAACUCUAACAAUCCCAGCUGUGAUUUUCAAGGGCAGAACCAGAACUCGUUCCCCAGUGGAGGGGGCUUGAGCUUGGGCUGUGCUGGUACUACACUCUCUGAUGGGCAGAGGUCAGAAACCCCCAUGAUGCAGGUGAAGGAGAUGAUGGUGAGGAACUAUGUACAGUCACAGCAAGCACUCAUGUGGGAGCAGCAACAAGAACAGCAGCAGCAGAGUGGAAUAAAGCCUCCUCCUCUAUCUGAUAACAUUGAUAUGAAUGCCCAGACAGCGAUGAUGCAGCACAGUCCACAGCACCAAAACCAGAAUCUUUACUCCAACCAGCCCUAUCCGUCCUACCCCAACCAGAACCUGGUUAUGAGCCCUCCAUCCCACAGCCGAGGGCCCAGCUCUGUGACACCUAAAGACCAACAGCUGACAGGUCUCCAAGGCUGUUAUGGCCAGGAGAUGGUGGUCCCCAGGCCCCCACCGGGACCGAAAGUUCUCAGCCGCCAGAACAGCCUGUCACAGGCAGGAGGAAGCUACUUGGGCAGCCCACCCCACCUCAGCCCCGUCCACUCAACUUCCAGCCCCAGGCGAGCGGUCCGACUUCCUCCAGUUCAGCAUCCACAGCACCAGCAAAAUGAAAUGUUCUCUCCUUCCAACAACAACAACAUGUACUAUUCAGGUCAGAUAAACAUGGAUAUGAACAAACACAUGGACCCCCAGAAUGGACCUUGUCUCAACCAGCAGCACAGUAUGGAACCCAACCUGGACCCAACAGGUGGCACAAAGCCUGCCCCUAUGGCUCCCUAUCCUGAAUCUGGCCCCAUCUCCAAUGCCUUAGAAAACCUGGACCUUGAUAAUGCGCGUAUAGAUUUCACCUCCAUCAUCGAUGAUGCUGAGUCUUCCUCAUUCAGCCCAAUCAACAAUCCCCUUCAGGCUCAGCCAGGGUCUUCCUCACAGGCCUCAUCCCGCCUCACCACGCCCCAGACUUCUGUCAGUCUAGCUGCAGGCUCUGGCCUGUCUAACAUGGCUGUAGGCGACAUGACGUCCAUGCUUACCUCGCUGGCUGGGGAGAAUAAAUACCUGAACACACUGUCUUAGAAGGAGACUUUGGGGUAUCUUUUUUCCAGACCAAUCAAGUUGAGGCCUUGACCAGUUCUUAAUGUUUUAAUUGAGAUCCCACAUAGAAAUGUAUGCAGCCUAACGUCCGAGGUAACCGGGCUGGGAUUUAAAACACUUAAAUGCUGUUGCUCAUAUUGAUUUUACAUGGUACAUUGCAAGGAAGUUAAGUUACGGUAAGGUAGACAAACUUUUGAGGGGAUCAUUUCAUGCUAUGGAUCAGGAGUCUGGGCUUUUUUAUACAUCCCCAUAAGCCUUUACACACAAACCCAACACAUGAACCUUUAUUCGAGCCAGGAUCUUGAACUUCUGUAGGGUCUGUUGCUACUGGAUACACAUGUAACAGUAAUAAUGACAGGUUAAAGUAUAUUUUGGUUGGAAGCUGAGACUAAGCUGUGAUCCUAUCACAGGUUUCAAAAGUGUUAAGAAUCUCCACCCCAAACCUUAAAGCCAAAGGUGCCUGAUCAACCUCCCUCGCUGUAUUGUUCCUUUGCUGCCUUGGUACUUGGUAUUUUUCUGUGCCUUACUGUAAGACACAGAGCGAUAUGCCUGAUAUGAAAUUGAUACUGAACUUUAUCCGAAACAGGCAUUCCGGUCACAUGGGGCUGUGGCAACAGUGGAGCAGAGAAGGAUGCAUGUAAAUACGUUUUAUAUACAUUUAUAUAUGUUGUGUAUAUGACAAUGAGACGGUGGGUAAAUCAUCCUCCGUCUUGUGAUAGACUGCUUGGAUCCUGAAGGCCAAUGUUGAGACGGGACUUUCUAAGGUGGUUGUCUGAGAAGCUGAGUGAAGACUAAAGUUAUGCUUUUUAGUGAUUGAGAAAUGAUUUCUCGGUGCUACUAAAUAUUAAUCUGUAUUGCUAGGGAUUUCUUCCUCGUCAGGAACAACACACUCUAGUGGCAUAUCAGUAUUCCCACACAUGCACAAAUGCAGUCACAAACACUCACAGCCUACACAUAGACACUCAGGACUCGUUGGUGUUUGAAUCUUUGGUGUUCAGAUUACAUGUAUGUUGUAACUGCCUUUCCAGACAGAGAGUUUGCACUCCACAUGUUUACUGUAAGUGUUCCUAAAGCAGCUGUGUACUUAUUUUUUUCCCCAUGGUGUUUAUAAUUGCAAAACAGAAAGUUAUUUGCUCUUUCUAAGGUACAUACAUAGGGGAUAAUAAGUAAAGCUCAAAUAUUGUAUAUGUGCAACAGUCCCCUCUACAUUACAGUAUGUCUGAUAUAUUCAAACAUUAACCUGACCUGUGACUCGUACAUGACUCAGCUGAGGAUGACGGCUAUUUUGAAUGAAACCCGAGUCAGCUGGUGUGUAUGUCUUAGCAGAUCAGUAAUAGUUGCCUAUGUUUGAGGUACAUUCAUAAUACAGUGCUGCUGCACUUUGGCUCUAAUCCCAAAGAGGAGUUAUUUGGAAAUUCUGCAUUACUAAAUAAGGAUAGGAAGCCAAGAAGCGUGAUUUUAUCAGUCGCUACCACUUUAAUGAAACACAUAUUAUCAUGGGUACACAGAGGUACUUGUUUUUUGCAACUAUUGAGCUGUAUCAUACAGAAGAAGGCUGCAGCUCUUGAUAGGAGAACUAAUUUUACACUGUGGCUUUGCACUGACUACAGCACUGUGUGGAAAGGUCUCUGUCUCUUGUGACUGUUCACGUGAACCUCAUUUUGAUAGCGAUAAAGAAAUAUCACAGUAUUUUUUUAAUAGUCAUUCAAGAACACAUCUGAGCACAGCUAGGCUCAAUAAGGCCACGUUAAAGUAUUGCUUCAGCAUUUCACGAGACUUGUCAGAGUAAAAUAGUCGCCUCACUUCAAAGUUUACUAAGCAUUAGCGGGAAUAAACAUUUCUGCAUUUUGGAAAAAGUGUACAACCUACCAAAGACACCUUAAAGUGACUGAGAACAAGAUGCACAAAUAGUCUAUUUUAACACGACACUAACACUAGCAAUAGGGGCAUGAACAUUGACUGAUAGUGCUGUUCUUUAGAAUGUAUGAGAUGUUUUGUAUAAAAUUAUCUUUUUAUAUUAAUGAACUUUAUGGAUGUUGCCUUCUAUGUGUGCAUUUUUUUUAUAACUGUCAUCCUUUAUUCUGACUUUUUUUGCUGGCAAAAGACUAUCACCUUUAGCAACAGAAAGCUAUAAUAGUAGCAUUAACUACAAUAGACAAAAGCCAAGUGUUAUAUUUUGUGUACAAUUUUCUACAUUUUUAUACAAAUGUGCUAUAUUUUACCAGUUUAUGAAUAAAGAUGUUCAGUGGGAUGGAUGCA
Epinephelus lanceolatus (giant grouper) is the source of this 7084-nucleotide messenger RNA. It is a transcript of the gene gli1, whose product is annotated as GLI family zinc finger 1. The record is from RefSeq and is a predicted model, not a curated record. Gene Ontology annotation, cellular component: nucleus. Gene Ontology annotation, molecular function: DNA-binding transcription factor activity, RNA polymerase II-specific; RNA polymerase II cis-regulatory region sequence-specific DNA binding. NCBI's taxonomy places the organism in Eukaryota, Metazoa, Chordata, Actinopteri, Perciformes, Serranidae. Gene Ontology annotation, biological process: regulation of transcription by RNA polymerase II; smoothened signaling pathway.